UCUCUCGCUUUUUGAAACCAAAUUCCGUUCAAUCCUAAGGCUAGCGAUCGAUCUUUUCAGGAAUUGCUGGGAUUCAAGCUCUGAUUCGACAUUGUUGUGAAUAGUGGUUCUUUUCGUCCAUUACUCCGAGGCGUAGAAAUGCAGUCUCUGUAUGGUAAACUUCGGGUGGUAGCGAGGCAAACGAUCGGCAAUCUGAAAACUGUGGAAUCAAUUGCGCCAUUCGAAUCAAAUUUGUCGAGGCACGCGUUGAGUCGGUCUUCGGCGUUCAUUUCUGACCAUUUUGGGUCUUGUUCCCUGUUCCGGUUGAAUCAAAAUCUUCACACACGAACAGUCGAACCCACUUAUUCUGGAAGUUAUGGUGUACCUUCAGCAUUGUCGUCCCAAGCUACAAGCUCAAGCUUGAAUCACUCAGCUUCAAUGGUGUUCAAGUUGUUGUCUAGAAAUAUGACGACGGAAGCAGCUUCGCAAGAUGUUUCUCCUUCUCCUGCUGUACCCGAACGCAUCAAAUUCAAGAGACUCGAUAAAACAGCCAGACACAUUAUGCAGAUUAUUGAUAAAGAAGCAGUCGAGGAUGUGAAAACAAGCCGAGAGAUACCGGAAAUAAAGCCUGGGUAUAUCGUCCAAUUGAAAGUGGAAGUACCUGAGAACAGAAGGCGUACAUCGAUGUUGAAAGGCGUAGUUAUAGCCAGGCGUAAUGCUGGUUUAAAUACUACCUUUAGAAUAAGAAGGCUUGUAGCGGGAGUUGGGAUCGAAAAUGUCUUCCAUCUGUAUUCGCCAAAUAUAAAGAAGAUCAAAGUGUUGGACAAGAAGAAAGUGAGGAGAGCCAAGCUAUACUAUUUAAGAGACAAAAUGAACGCGCUCAAGAGGCAAUAAUAAAUGCCAUCUUGUUUAGCUUGUGGAUGCAAAAAAAUAAAUAAAAAGGUAUGUUUACAUAAUGCUUUGUGGGCUCUAUAUGUCGAGAAGAAGGAUCCGGAUUACGUUUAAAUUUAAUUGCGUAUCGCUUAAAGUAGCAUUUAGGGGAACCAAAGUUGGUGGAGACAUGAGUGGAUCGAAUAGUUAGCAGCAACAAUAGCAAUAUUGGUUCGAUAUACAUCUUUUUCGAGUAUAGAGCUCUUAGAACA
Messenger RNA from Andrographis paniculata, 1121 nucleotides. Its product is annotated as 50S ribosomal protein L19-2, chloroplastic-like. Gene Ontology annotation, cellular component: ribosome. Gene Ontology annotation, molecular function: structural constituent of ribosome. NCBI's taxonomy places the organism in Eukaryota, Viridiplantae, Streptophyta, Magnoliopsida, Lamiales, Acanthaceae. The record is from RefSeq and is a predicted model, not a curated record. The coding region runs from base 139 to 873 and encodes 244 amino acids. Gene Ontology annotation, biological process: translation. The transcript is spliced from 5 exons.